Molecule: messenger RNA, 2153 nt
Organism: Myxocyprinus asiaticus (Chinese sucker)
Lineage: Eukaryota; Metazoa; Chordata; Actinopteri; Cypriniformes; Catostomidae
Gene: nelfcd
Product: negative elongation factor complex member C/D
Exons: 15
Coding region: 85-1824 (579 amino acids)
Biological process (GO): negative regulation of transcription elongation by RNA polymerase II
Cellular component (GO): NELF complex; nucleus
Molecular function (GO): RNA binding
Source: RefSeq, a predicted model, not a curated record
GCACCUGUGUGCGCCGUUGGGUUUUCUCGCAUUUAUUUGGUAAACAUUCGAACAUACUGAUAAAAUAAUUCAUCUUUGCUCGCCAUGGACGAAGAAUACUACAACAAUGCUGCAGAAUGGGAGGGACAAGAUGGCAAUAUGGAGGAUGGAUUUGGGGAUGCUGAGACUGAUGGCAAAGUUCAGGAGGCGUGUCUGCAGAAAUUCUCCAGUAGAGACUAUAUCAUGGAGCCCACCGUAUUUAACACCCUGAAAAUGUAUUUCCAGGCAGGUGGUUCACCUGAGCAUGUCAUCCAGCUGCUUUCAGAGAAUUAUUCUGCUGUUGCACAAACGGUGAAUCUGCUGGCGGAGUGGCUCAUACAGAUGGGAGUGGAACCCGCCCAGGUGCAGGAGCGUGUAGAGAAUCAUUUGAAGAGUCUCUUGAUCAAACACUUUGACCCUCAAAAAGCAGAUUCAAUCUUCACCGUUGAGGGAGAGACGCCAGCAUGGUUGGAACAGAUGAUAGCACACACAACAUGGAGAGAUCUGUUCUACAAACUAGCUGAAGCCCAUCCAGAUUGCUUGAUGCUCAACUUCACUGUUAAGUUGAUUUCAGAUGCAGGAUAUCAAGGAGAGAUCACAAGUGUGUCCACAGCCUGCCAACAGUUGGAGGUUUUCUCCAGGGUCCUACGAACCUCCCUCGCCACACUCCUAGAUGGAGGAGAACAGAACCUGGAGAAAAAUCUGCCCGAAUUUGCGAAGAUGGUGUGCCAUGGUGAGCACACGUACUUGUUUGCUCAGGCCAUGAUGUCUAUCCUCGCUCAGGAGGAGCAGGGUGGCUCAGCUAUGCGCCGCAUUGGACAGGAAGUACAGAAAUAUGCCCACGAGAGGGGACACGAUGCCAGUCAAAUCACAUUAGCACUGGGCACAGCUGCAGCAUACCCGCGUGCAUGCCAGGCUCUUGGUGCCAUGCUGUCUAAAGGUGCUCUAAACCCUGCAGACAUCACAGUCCUUUUCAAGAUGUUCAGCAGCAUGGAUCCACCUCCUGUAGAGCUGAUUAGAGUUCCUGCCUUCUUGGACCUGUUCAUGCUGUCACUUUUUAAACCAGGAGCUAAAAUUAACCAGGACCAUAAACACAAAUAUAUCCACAUCUUAGCUUAUGCAGCUAGUGUUGUGGAAACUUGGAAAAAGAACAAGCGUGUGAAUAUAAAUAAGGAUGAGCUGAAGUCCACCUCUAAGGCCAUCGAGACUGUUCAUAAUCUCUGCUGCAAUGAAAAUAAAGGAGCUACAGAGCUAGUAGCAGAACUCGGCACAUUAUACCAGUGCAUCAGGUUUCCAGUGGUAGCAAUGGGCGUGUUGAAGUGGGUUGACUGGACGGUAUCUGAGCCUCGUUACUUCCAGCUACAGACGGAUCACACACCUGUUCAUUUAGCUCUACUGGACGAGAUCAGCACAUGCCAUCAGCUUCUUCAUCCUCAGGUUUUGCAGUUGCUCGUAAAACUGUUUGAGACAGAACACUCACAGCUUGAUGUCAUGGAGCAGCUGGAGCUCAAGAAGACCUUACUGGACCGUAUGGUUCAUCUGUUGAGUCGAGGUUAUGUGCUUCCAGUGGUCAGCUACAUCCGUAAAUGUCUUGAGAAACUCAACACAGACAUCUCACUCAUCAGAUACUUUGUUACAGAGGUUCUAGAUGUGAUAACUCCUCCAUACACCUCCGAUUUUGUCCAGCUCUUUUUGCCCAUCCUAGAAAACGACAGCAUAGCGGGAACAAUCCGCACUGAGGGAGAACAUGACCCUGUGGCUGAGUUCAUUGCACACUGCAAGUCCAACUUCAUCAUGAUGAACUGAGACCAUCUUACCAAAUUGCACCUUUGAAAUUGGUGGGAUCAUUGAAAAGUGGACGGGUCUAACCAUGAGACAAGACAAGAACGCUGUUUCACCAGAUGGAUGACCAAUAGGAGUUUGGCCAAUAUUGAGGGUCAUCAAUUUCAGUGUACAUAUGUUUUUGUACUGACCUUAUGAAACUAACAAAAAAGUUGACCUUCAAUAAGAACGUAGAAAAAAAAUUGUUUUUAGGUCACAUCUCUCAAAUUUAGCUUUGGAAACUAUUUGUGAUGUCGGUUUUUCUUUUUUGUAUAUUGAAAUUGACUUUCUUUUAUUAAAAAUGAUCGUACUAA